AUCGGACGGUUAGACGGAGAGGUUUUGUAAACACCUUGUGCCUGCGGCAAACCCUAUAUCAGCAUGUUUGGAGUUGUAGAUCGGAAGUUCAAACCAAAUAACAUACCAAGAUCUGAGUGUGCCACUUUAUUCAUUAUUCAUUCAGCAUUGGAUAUUAUUGGCCUUUGAAUGCCAUUAGAAGGAGAGGAUCUGCAAACCAUCCAUCACACUAUGAUCUGAUGGAGUCGCCUAUUUUAUCACAAAUGGAACGUGAUCACAUUUUAAACAUUGAAGGAAAAAACUUUGUUCACACUGGAGAUAAACCGCACACUUGUGUGUGUGGACAAGGCUUCAGCCAAUCAUCAGAGCUCGCAAACCACAAAUGCAGUCACACUGGGGAGAAACUCUGGAAAUGUGGGGAUUGUGGGGAGGAAUGCAUUUCCCCUUCUGAGCUGGAAACUCAUCGACGCAGUCACACUAGUAACAGGCCAUUCACCUGCACAGUGUGUGGUAAGGGAUUCACUCAGUCAUCUAACCUGCUGCAACACCAGCUCGUUCACACUGAGGAAAGACCAUUUCAAUGCCUGGAUUGUGGGAAGUGCUGUAAAAAUUCAGGGGGACUGCUAUGCCAUCAACGCAUUCAUACUGCAGACAGACCAUUUCAAUGCUCAGACUGUGGAAAAUGUUUUAAAACAUCCAGGGACUUGACAUCCCAUCAACAUGCUCACAUUAGUGAGAGACCAUUUAAAUGUCCAGACUGUGGAAAGUGUUAUAAAACCUCUGGGGACUUGACAUCCCAUCAACAUGCUCAUACUAAUGAGAGACCUUUUAAAUGCCCAGACUGUGGAAAAUACUAUAAAACGUCUGGGGACCUGAUGGCCCAUCAACGUGCUCACACGGAGGAGAGACCUUUUAAGUGUCCAAACUGUGGGAUGUGUUAUAAAACUCCCAGGGACCUAAUGUCCCACCAACUUGCUCACAUUAAUGAGAGACCUUUUAAAUGCCCAGCUUGUGGGAAAUGCUACAAAACCUCCAGGGAUCUGAUGUCCCACCAACGUGUUCACUCUGAGGAGAAAGCGUUUCGGUGCUCUCUCUGUGGGACUGGGUUCAGGCGAUCAUCUGACCUCAUGGAGCACCAGCAGGUUCACACUGGGAAGAAACCAUUCAGCUGCUCAGAGUGUGGGAGGGGAUUCACUCGUUCAUCCAACCUGCUGAGACACCAGCAAGUUCACACUGCGGAGAGAUCUUUUACAUGCCCAGACUGUGGGAAGUGCUACACGAGCUCCUGGGGACUGACUUGUCAUCAGCGUGUUCACUCUGAGGAGAGACCAUUCAAAUGCUCUGACUGUGGAAAGUGCUUUAGGAAUUCUGUGGAACUAAUGUCCCAUAAACGUGUUCACACUGAGGAGAGACCUUUUAAAUGCUCAGACUGUGGGAAUCACUUUGCAAGUUCCUGGGGACUGUUUUAUCAUCAACGUGUUCAUAUUGAAGACAGACCUUUCAAAUGUGUAGUGUGUGGAAAGUGCUACCGAAGUUCUGUGGAAUUGAUGUCCCAUCAACAUGUUCACAUGAUGAGAGACCUUUCAGGUGCUUUCAUUGUGGGACUGGGUUCAGGUGAUCAUCUCAACUCUCAGUAUACCAGUGACUUCACACCAGGAAGAAAAAAUGUUCCUGCUCAGUGUGAGAAAAACAGUUAGCUCACUCAUCGACCCUGCUAAUCAGCAGAGAGGUCACAUUGGGAGAUAUACCAUUCACCUGCUCCAUGUGUGGGAAGGAAUUCACUGACUCAUCAACCCUGCUGAGACAGCACAGAGUUCACACAUCUCAACAGCAAUUGGACCUAGCAGUUCAUUAAGUUCAGGACUGAAAGCAAAGUUUUAAAAUUCUUGAUAAAAGUCAAAUAAGUCAGCUUUGUUAUAAAUGCCAUUUGGCAGGUCAUUGUAAGGAUGUGAUCAUCAUGUACUUGGAAGAAUCAGCAUGUUGUCCAGGGGUAAUCAUGCCUGACAAAUCAGUUAGAAUUCAUUGAGGGUAUAACGAGGAAGUUAGAUAAAGGAGAGCCAGGAAAUGCAUUAUGUUUUGAUUUCCAGAAGCCAUUCAACAGGGUGUCAUACGAGAAGCUGCUAAAUAAGAGUCCAUGAUGUUAGUGGCAAGGCACUGUCAAGGAUUGGCGAUUGGCUGACUCUUAGAAUGCAGAGAGUUGGGAUAAAGGAGUCAUUUUCAGAAUACUAGCUGGAUGAUGAGUGGAGUCAACAGGGGUCAGUGUUGAUACGACAACUAUUCACGUUAUACAUUAAUGAUCUGGACAAAAAUUGAGGACAUUGUUCGAAGUUUGCAGAUGGCACAAUGGUAGGUGGAGGGACAGGUUGGAAAGAGGAAGUAGGAAGGCUUCAGAAUGACUUAGACAGUCUUGGAGAGUAGUUAAAGAAAUGGCAGAUGGAAUACAUCAUGGGAAAGUGUAAGGUUAUACAUUGUGGUCAGAAGAGUAGAGGCAUAGGCUAUUUUCUGAUUGGAAAAAUCUUCAGAUAUCUGAAGUGCAAAGGGACUUGGGAGCUCUAGUUCAGGAUUCUGUUAAGAUUUUCAUGCAGGGUCACCUCGUGGCUAGGAAGGCAAAUGCAAUAUUGGCAUUCGUUUCAAGAGAGCAGAGAUAUACUGCUGAGGUUAUGAAAGGCUCUGGUCCGACCGCAUUUGGAAUAUUGUCAGUAGUUUCCAGCCCAGUAUUUUAAAGAAAAUCGGGAUGAAUAGGUUAAAUAGACACGGUCUUUUUCCUGGGGUGGGAGAGUCCAGAACUAGAGAGCAUAGGUUUAGGGCGAGAGGGGAAAUACGUAAAAGGUACCUAAGGGGUAGAGCGUGGUGCGUGUAUGAAUGAGCUGCCAGGAGAAGUGGUGGGGGCUGGUAAACGCCAACAUUUAAAAGGCAUCUGGAUGGGUAUAUGAAUAGGAAGUGUUUAGAGGGCUAUGGGCCAAAUGCUGGCAAAUGGGACUGGAUUAGGUUAGGAUAUCUGGUUCGCAUGAAUGAGUUGGACCAAGGGGUCUGGUUCUGUGCUGUGCAUCUUUAUGACUCUGUGCUGGUAUUGGAGGGGUUUGGCAGAUACAUCUUCCAGGAUUGCUCUGCACAAGUUUUUGAAUUUCAUGGAGCUUUUCCAGUGACACUGAUCUUGGAAAUCUCUCCCCGCAGAAACAACAAACAAACCUUUUACUUUGUAUGGUGAAAGGCUGAAUGAUAGUGAGGUGCUGGUGAAUGGAUUGACUCUGUUUGAUGUUGCUGUAUUAUUUGGUUGGAAUUGACGAUCUGGAAAUGCAUCCCAUUGAAAAUGCUGUAAAAAGAGUGGACAGAAAGCAGUCCAACCGUCAGGCCAGAGUGAAAUCCUCCAUCCAAUUUGGCAGCAGAGUAUCGCUCCUCACCAGAGUCUAUCCGCAUUUCUUUCUUUUGGUUCUUUGAUUUUUUUUAAAUCUCUGUCAUGGAGACAGUGAUGGCAGUGGCUGGGGCUUUUGACAGUUGGCUAUGAGAUGCUGAAUCCUGUCGCUGGCAUCGAGGCUUCAUCAAUGUCUGUAGUAGUGCUCGAGCUGGACUCUGCAUUGAGAUGGCUGAUGGAGCAUGGUUGCCAAUGGGACCCAGUGAGAGCGGUAGUAGCAGCGAAGGAUGAUAGCAACGAUGAAGCCUGGUAUGCCCCACGAAGGUUGGCAGCAGCAGUCAGCGCUGAGGACAGUUGGCAGACAACAGAUGCAUCUUGCCCAGUGUGGAGAAAGCAAUCCUCAGGCCAGUGCUCUUGGGGAAAGCUCAGCUUGGAGUGUCUGCAGGCCCAUGGCUUAAGAAAAACCUGUAAUAUUUGACUUUUUAAGUUUUCUGAGUUUAAAAGGUAAAAAUAACAAUGUAGUGCUGAACAUUUUAACUCCUUUAUUUUUCAACAACAAAUUGAAAACAACAAAUGCUGCAGAACACAGUGGGUCAGCCAGCAUCCAUGGAGAGACAGCAAGCUAAUGUGUUGAGUCUGCAUGAAUUUUCAUGACUUUGAUGAUAUCUGCAUCAGUAUUUGCAGAUGCAUUCUAUUUUGUUCAAAAAGGACAAAGCUGUAGGCAGUUAAUCCAUGUGACAUUUACAAAUUCCUAAGUUGGAAGUGGAAGCGGUCUGACUCAAGGUUGGAAUACAGACAGACUCUAACCUCCCACAUUGAGCUGAGAUGUCACUUUUUUUUAAAAUAAAUCUUGAGGUAUCUCAGGAAUGGUGACUUGAAAGAAGUUCUGGAUUUGCAUAUUAAUGAAUUGAAACCUGCAACUGAUUCUAAAAGGUGAAAGACUUAACUGCAAUCUAGGUUUGUUCAGUAUAUCACAUCAGUUUUAUGUCCUUUUGCUAUAAAUUGUGUCCUAUAAUCCUGCUCCACUAGCUACGUGACGAAGGAGCAGUGCUCCGAAAGCUUGUAUGUCCAAAUAAACUUGUUGGACUAUAA
Molecule: messenger RNA, 4423 nt
Organism: Hemiscyllium ocellatum (epaulette shark)
Lineage: Eukaryota; Metazoa; Chordata; Chondrichthyes; Orectolobiformes; Hemiscylliidae
Product: gastrula zinc finger protein XlCGF26.1-like
Exons: 3
Coding region: 219-1676 (485 amino acids)
Biological process (GO): regulation of transcription by RNA polymerase II
Cellular component (GO): nucleus
Molecular function (GO): RNA polymerase II transcription regulatory region sequence-specific DNA binding; DNA-binding transcription factor activity, RNA polymerase II-specific
Source: RefSeq, a predicted model, not a curated record